This is a messenger RNA of Struthio camelus australis, 3465 nucleotides long. The record is from RefSeq and is a predicted model, not a curated record. NCBI's taxonomy places the organism in Eukaryota, Metazoa, Chordata, Aves, Struthioniformes, Struthionidae.
AAUUCAUUGACAGACUCAGGAACAGCAGCAGAAGUCCAACCAGCAGCCCAUAUCACAGGCUUCCUGUCCAAGACAUGUUCUUUUCACUGUUGAAGAGCAACAGCACCUUGUAAUCUCAGUGAAUGCCGUGCCUUGUGGGACUAAAUAACAGAAGAUUGAGGAAAUUAUCUUUGAUGGAAUGAGAGAUGUUCUUCAAAACUCCUUGAAAAUACUUAUUUUUGAGAGCACGUGUCCCUAUAUCAACCCAUGCCUUUAAAUGCCUGGGAAGAGAAAGAGGGUUCCAGAGCAAAAGACUCCAGGACGUUUCAACUAAUUGCUUCAGCUGGGGUAUGACUGGCCCAGGGUGGAGGAAGGAGAACACAACAGGCAAUCCAAACGCAUAUCAGUUUCUUCAAAUGCAAUGACUCAGCAGCCACAGGAUGAAUUUGACAGUAGCGUGGAGAAUGCAGAAGCUUGGAUGAAGGCCAUCCAAGAGAGGCUGAGGAUCAAUGACAACACCAAGGGACCUCGAUCUGCCCUAGAAGCCAGACUGAGAGAGACUGAGAAAAUACGUGAGCUGGAGCCAGAAGGCAGCUUGAAAAUGGACUUGAUUCUUGUGAAGGCAGAUGCUGCUCUUCGCAGUGUCAGUGAGGAUAAGAAACAUGAGGUACUUUCUAAACUGAAAGACAUUAAGGCCUUGUGGGAGGAGACAGCCAUAUACAUUACUCACUGCCACAGCCGUAUUGAGUGGGUCUGGCUGCACUGGAGUGAGUACCUGAAAGCCCAAGAUGAGUUUUAUGCAUGGAUUCACAACAUGAGGGUGACCCUGGAGCCUGACAUUGAGUUGCAGCUUGGCGUAAAGGAGAAGCAAUGGCAGCUGAGCCAUGCUCAGGUUCUGCUGAAUGACGUCUUAAAUCAGUCAGUCCUGCUGGAAAGGCUGCUAGAGGAAGCUGCUUCCUUGUUCAACAGAAUAGGUGAUCCCAGCGUUGAUGAAGAUGUUCAGAAGAAGAUGAGGAUGGAAUAUGAAGGAAUCAAGGAAGAAGCUCAGAGCAGAGUGAAACUGCUUGAAAAGAUAACCAAAGAACACGAGCGGUACAGCGCUAACGUCAACCGAUUUCAAUCGUGGCUGAAUGGUGUGACAGAAAGAUUAAACGGCUGCAUUGGAGAAAUAACCAAGUCUUCAGCAGAGGACAAGUUAAAAGCACUACAGGAAAUUGCCAAAAACAUUAGGAAUGGUGGAAAGAAAUGGAAGCAUCUUGAAAGUCAGUGUGCAGAUGUGAUUCAGAAUACCUCCCCGCUGGGAGCUGAGAGAAUGAAGUAUGAGCUUGAAGAGCUGAGAAAAGCCUUGGAGAAGUUGAAACUGCUGUGUAAUGAGGAAGAGGAUAGAUUGCUCAAGAUCCUACAAUCAGAAAGUGCCUAUGAAUCCCAAGCCAGACGAUUAGAAGCAGACGUUCAGGAAUUCAGAAAAGAUCUACAGAAACUAGAAAAUGACUUGGACCCUGGGGUGGGGGAGAAGAGUGAAGAUGAGUGUGUAGCUCUGUGGAGAAAAUGCAACGCAACAAGAGCAUCUCUGGCUGUAGAAGAGUCCAAGGUUGAGAGACUGAAAGCUCAGCUUAAGGAACUGCUACAUUUUUCCCAAGAUGUGCAGCCACAUGCUGAGAGUGUUGUCUCUGCCAUACAGGAGUAUCAAAGUGUUAGAGGGAAGACAUCUAAAAUGAGCGUUGAUACAGAAUGUCAAUUGAGGAGGCUUUUUCAAAAUCCCCUACAAGAUUUUGAACAGUGGAAGCUAUCAGUCAAGAUGCUCCUGGAUGCUCCAGAGCCAGCGCUGGCUCAGAUUGAGGCUGCUCUAGCUGAAAGCUCUCAGUUCAAAGAGAAGUUGAUGACAUUACAACUGAAGAAAGAUUUGUUAAACAAUGUCCUUGGUGAGGAAGAAGCAAAGUCUCUUCUGGUGGAAGUAGCUGAAGCUUCAAAGGAGAGGGAAAUUCUACAUAAAAGUCUGCUGCAACGCAAGCGCAAACUGCAGAAUUUGAUAUUGCAACAUCAGGACUUUGAUGCUGGUUUUGCACCUUUGCAGAAUAAAUUAUCUGCAAUCAAAGCCAAAGUAGAUCUAGAGAAUGAACCGCAGCCUGACCUCUUAGGAAAAAAGACACAACUCCAGAGACUCCAGAUGAUCCAAGAUGAUUUGGCAGAGCUUGCAAUUCAAAUGGAAGAGGUAGAGAAGCUUGUUCAGUCAAAUACCACACACAGGCAUGAAAUGAACCAGCUUUCAUCCGAUUCUCAGGCCCUGAAGAGAUCGCUGGAGGUGAUGAUACAAAAGAGCGAGGAGCACAUUCAGAAGCACUGGACAUUUAAUGACAAACUUUCCGAUCUCCAGCAGUGGAUCACAGUAACCACCGAGAAGCUGGAGUCCUACCAGUGUGCUGAUGGGGAGAGGAGCACUGAGGGCAGGGUGGCGGACCUUGAGAGAUUGCUAGCUGAGUUUCCAGAUAAGGAGAUCCAUCUUCACCUUGUGGAAGCUCAUGGCCAGCUGGUCAUGGAGAAUUCUUCCCCAGAGGAGACUGCCCAUGUCCAGGCAGAGCUAGAUCAAUUGAAGGAGUCCUGGAGAUCACUCAAAGAGAUGGCAACCAGCCUUCUCAAAAGGUGGCAGUUAAAUAGACCAUUGGCUGGUGAAAAGAAGAAAACAGACUCUGUGGACAGCAGACAAAUAUCUGGACCGGCCUUCCGUCCUUUAGGUGUAGAUCUCAGUCAUAAGCAGGAGAGGAGAGGAGAGCGGCAAAAUAAAAGCAGCCACCUUAAGCUCCUACAUGACUUUGAAGAGUGGUUACAAGGAGAAAACACCAAACUGACCAAAAUUCUUGCUCUGGAGUCAUCUUCUGUGGAGGAAAUUAAGGCACGACACAGCAAGCUGGAGGAGCUCCAGUCUAAUGUUCCUGAUGGUCAGCGUCUCUUUGAAGACCUCCUUCAUCUUCAUCCUGUCACUGGAAACACUGAAGAUCUGGAGGACUUGCGUUACCGAUGGAUGCUCUACAAAUCUAAACUGAGAGAGUCCCUGAGUUUGCCGAUUCCUAGCUCUUUGGAAGGACCAGACAGAUUCAGAAAGAAGCGCUCUGGAGGUGUAUGUGCUUACCUGCGCCGAGUGUGCUGGGCAGCACUGCCAUUGCAACUACUCCUCUUGCUCCUCCUGCUCCUGGCCUUUCUCCUCCCCGUGGUAGAAGAGACCCACAGCUGCAAGCUGGCCAACAACUUUGCUCGGUCCUUCAACCUGAUGCUGAGAUACGAGGGCCCACCUCCAACCUAACUUCUCGGCAUGGCAAGAGGUGACGGUCUCAGAAGUAGGCUGGUUCUCUCUUGGUUUUUAAUUGCAAGUAUUGUAGAUUUUAGGGCUUUUAAUAAGGCCGUCAUAUUAACUGGAUUUGCCACAUAAAUGCAGCAUAAUACUAGUCCACAUUAAUCAGGUAUAUGAGCAAUUUUAAUAUUUUUACAAUA